This is a messenger RNA of Beta vulgaris subsp. vulgaris (sugar beet), 2229 nucleotides long. Its product is annotated as putative disease resistance protein RGA3. The record is from RefSeq and is a predicted model, not a curated record. Gene Ontology annotation, molecular function: ADP binding. Bases 514 to 2229 code for a protein of 571 amino acids. The transcript has 3 exons. Lineage: Eukaryota; Viridiplantae; Streptophyta; Magnoliopsida; Caryophyllales; Amaranthaceae. Gene Ontology annotation, biological process: defense response to other organism.
UGUGAAUAUAUUAAUAGCAAUAUAAAACUAAUAAAAAAAUUUAAUUUAUAAAUUAUAAUUUAUGAAAAAAAAUUAAAGUGAGAACAACAUAUUAAAAUUUCCAAAUAAAGAAUGCAAGAACAACAAAACAAAACGAAAGGUGUAUUAGUUAAAACACUUCUUUCAAUUAUUUGUUCAACGAACAACAACAGUUAGUAAAUUUGACUUGAGAAAUUUUUAAAAGCAUUUUUGAAAUGAAAAGAGACAAGAUUAGGUGUGGAAGAAUCUUAUGAUCUUAUCGUGAAUUCUUGGCCUACAAUGCUACAACCACCAAAUUAUUAAAAAACGAAAACAAGAGAAGAGCUAAAACCACCAACCACCAAAUUAUUAAAAAAAAAAAAACAAGAGAAGAACUAAACCACCAACCAGCGAAUAAUCAUCCUAAAAAUUGAAAGUUUGCUACUUAAGGUGUAGAAACAUAGAGAUUGAAGGCCAUUCACACUCAACCUUAAUACAUUGAAAAAAGAGAUAAAAAUGGAGAUAGCAGGUGUAUUUAUAUCACCAUUACUUCAAAUAGUAUUUGAGAAGUUGGUAUCCGCAGGGAUACGCCGAUUCCUACAUCGAGAAGAAGGAAAACAACCCCAAGUUAUUGAAGGAAUACAAUUCCAAGUUAUUGACGGAUUGCAGAGCAAAUUGAGAUAUAUCAACGCAGUGCUAAGUGACGCUGAGCAAAAGCAGUUUCGCAGCGAAAUUGUCAAACUGUGGCUUCAAGAUCUCCAAGACUUGGCUUACGAUUUAGAGGACAUCUUAGACGGAUUUACCACUGAUGCUCGACUCCAGGAGCUCGAUGAUGACUCCAGCUCGCUCAAUGAUGGCUCCAGCUCGCCCAAGAAUGGCUCCGGCUCGCUCAAUGAUAGCUCCAGCUCGCCGAAGAAUGGCUCCAGCUCUUCUUGUUUUCCAUCUAGGGUGUGUUGUUGCUUUAAGUUCAGGGGUGCCCAGUCAACAUUCAAGCAACGCAACCCGCACCGACACUCUGGCACUCCGGCAGGCGACACUGCAACAUCGAUCCUCGCCUCCUCCGACCAGCCCGCAGGCAACCAUCGCCCAGCAUGUCAGCAGGUACAAAGUUCUCUCUCUUCUGCUUCUGGAGCUCCAAAUUACUCCGCUAGCAUUGAACAGAUGAGCAAGCGCUUGGAAGACAUUAUGAGCCGAGUGGGCACUUUAGGUCUAUUACAGCAGACACACUCAAGGGAAGAGCAGCGAGAAAAGCGGACGGAAACAUCAUCUUUAGUACGAGAACCAAUUCUAUAUGGGAGAAAUGCUGAGAAAAAUCAGAUAAUUCGACGGUUAUUGUCAACAGAUGAGCCAUGUUUUGAGAAUUACAUUGUAAUUCCUGUCGUUGGACAAGGAGGCAUUGGGAAGACGACCCUUGCUCAAACUAUAUACAAUGAUGAGCAGGUGAAGGCUCACUUUGAUAUAAAAGCAUGGGUAUGCGUCUCAGAUGUGUUUGAUGUCAAACAAAUUACGACAUCAAUUAUCAGCUCAGUAAGUCAAGCAACACACAAUAAUUUCAGUAGUCUAAAUGAGGCACAAGAUAAAUUGAAGAACCUGCUUGUAGACAAAAGAUUUUUGAUCGUUCUUGAUGAUAUCUGGAGUGAUGAAUAUGAUCCUUGGGACCAACUUCAAACUCCUUUUUUAGUAGCGAAGAAGGGAAGUAGAGUUCUAAUCACAACCAGAAUGGAGAAGGUAGCAAAGAACAUGGUUAAGAGACCAACGGAAAGCCCCACAAUUAAGUUGAAGGGUUUAUCAGACGAUCACUGUUGGCUUCUGUUUAAGCAGCAUGCACAUGUAGACGAUGACCUUGAUGAGAUGCGGAAUGAAUUGGUCGAGUUGUUCAAAGGAUUGCCUUUGGCUGCAAAAGCUUUAGGUGGUCUCCUUAGGAAACAUGAUAGGAGUAGUUGGGCAAGGAUAUUGGAGAACGAUAACUGGAGUGAAAAAUGUGGUGUUUUGCCAGCCUUGAGGUUGAGUUAUCAUCAUCUUCCGCAAACCCUAAAACGAGCCUUCGCUUAUUGUUCUAUAUUCCCAAAAGAUCAUGAAUUCGAGGAGACAGAUCUUGUUUUGAUGUGGAAGGCAGAAGGCUUGCUGCCAGAGCACAACAAGGAGGGCAUGGAAGACAUCGGUCGUGACUAUUUCCUUGAUCUAGUAUCAAGAUCAUUGUUUGAACCAAGUCCAAUGAAUAUUUAUAAUUGA